GGUGCAGCUCGGACUCAGCGCCGCGCAGCGUCUCCAUUACUGCAAUGAUUUACGACUGAGCGUUUCAUUAUUAAAAGAAAGAAAAAAAAAGGAAAAAGAGAAAGGGGGAGAUGCUGCCUUGCUCAGAGCCCAGAGGCGGGCUGAGCUCCAGACUGCGACCCGCCGCACAUGCUGCCAGUCGCUGGGAACGCUGAGCAGGAGCGCAGCGCACCGGGAGCGCACGGGAACUCAUAGAACACACUCCUAUUAUUAUUAUUAUUAUUAUUCUUUAUUAUGAUGUAUGCUUUUUCUAUCCGGGGAGAUACGCAUUAGUGACUCACCUCGUCUCUGCCUUUGGAGCGCUUCUUUUUUUUCUUUUAUGAGCAUGACGAAUGCUGUCCAUAUGACUGAUCUGACUUGAGGCUGCAGGAGAGGAAGCGACAUGGAGACGUUUACAAUACACGACAUGCUCAUAAAUUCUACCGACUUCAACAAGAUUUUAUGCAGUUUUGGGAUCAAGAAUAUUUCCGAGUGCGAGAGUGAGAAGGAGCCUUCAUUUGAACCUAAAGACAUCAACCAGACGGUGCGGAUCGUCCUCUACAGCCUCAUCUUCCUCCUCAGCGUGGUGGGGAACAGCCUCAUCAUCGGCGUGCUGGUGAGGAACAAGCGCAUGAGGACGGUCACCAACCUGUUCCUGCUGUCUCUGGCCGCCAGCGACCUGCUGGUCUCCCUGGUCUGCAUCCCCUUCACCCUCAUCCCCAACCUCAUGAGGGACUUCAUCUUCGGCACCGGCAUCUGCAAGCUGGUCAUGUACUUCAUGGGCAUCUCUGUGAGUGUUUCAACUUUCAACCUGGUGGCCAUCUCCCUGGAGCGCUACAGCGCCAUCUGCAACCCGCUGACCUCCAGGUCGUGGCAGACCAAGUCCCACGCCGCCAAGGUGAUCACGGCCACGUGGGUGGCGUCCUUCAUCCUGAUGCUGCCCUACCCCAUCUCCAGCACGCUCAAGUCCUUCACCCGCCCCAACAACAGCACAGGACACAUGUGCCGCCUGGUGUGGCCCAACGACGUCAUCCAGCAGUCCUGGUACGUGUCCCUGCUGCUGCUGCUCUUCCUCAUCCCCGGCAUCGUCAUGAUGUCAGCGUACGGACUCAUCUGCCUGGAGCUUUACCGCGGCAUCACCUUCGAGCUGUCCAGCAGGAAGUCCAGCCGAGAGAGACAGUCGAGCACCGGCAGCGUGAAGCCCGGCGACAGUGACGGCUGCUACCUGCAGCCGUCCAAGAAGAAGAGCGUGACGCUGACCCCGGGCGCCUCCAGCAGGAGGUCCACGGUGGGCCGGGUGUGCGGGAGCAGCUCCACCGCCAACCUGAUGGCCAAGAAGCGCGUCAUCCGCAUGCUGCUGGUCAUCGUCUUCCUCUUCUUCCUCUGCUGGACGCCCAUCUUCGUGGUGAACGCGUGGCAGGCCUUCGACCAGCGCUCGGCCCACCGCCUCACCGGGGCGCCCAUCUCCUUCAUCCACCUGCUGUCCUACACCUCGGCCUGCGUCAACCCCAUCAUCUACUGCUUCAUGAACAAGCGCUUCAGGCAGGGCAUGCUGGCCACCUUCACCUGCUGCAGCUGCCUGAGGAGGAGCGGCCGAGGAGGAGGAGGAGGAGGAGGAGGUGCAGGAGGCUCGGGGAGGUCACCUGGAAACGGCUCGGCCAAGGGGGAGGUGGGCAGAUUAAGAUCGGGGCCGAAGACCGCCGAGCAGAACGGUCACACCCCGCCGAGCGGAGCCAGCACACGCUUCACCUACACCGGCGUCCCACCGUCCGCCUGGAGCGACAUCACUUAG
Messenger RNA from Centropristis striata (black sea bass), 1810 nucleotides. RefSeq names its product cholecystokinin A receptor (gene cckar). Gene Ontology annotation, molecular function: neuropeptide receptor activity; gastrin receptor activity. The transcript is spliced from 5 exons. Bases 422 to 1810 code for a protein of 462 amino acids. NCBI's taxonomy places the organism in Eukaryota, Metazoa, Chordata, Actinopteri, Perciformes, Serranidae. Gene Ontology annotation, cellular component: membrane. The record is from RefSeq and is a predicted model, not a curated record. Gene Ontology annotation, biological process: neuropeptide signaling pathway.